UAUAGUAAUUAUUAUUAACUUGAUUGACAGUUUCCAAUAGCAACCUAUUCAUUAAAACAAAGGAUUACCUCAUUGAAUAUUGAAUAUAUAUAAAUAUAUAUACAUCGAACAUUGAACAGAGUGAAAUUUGAACGCUACAUUGGGACAACAGAUACACUGGAAUAGAUUUAGUUCACUAUGUAUACAUGAGUGGAUGAUUACGUCACCUAGUGUUAUAUACUACUAUUCCUACUACGAUUAAUAGUAAUAAUAAUAAUAACAAAACUAAUUUAAACAUGCAUACUGAUAUUAAUAUUAUAAAUCAAUCGAAUACACCAAAUUUAACCUCAUUAAUUGUUCGUGAACGUUUAAAAAAUUGUGUAUUAAAUAAGCGUAAAAGUAAAGAACAAGGUAUUGGAGUGGUGAACCCAUUGACAAAUCAUCAACAAGAAAGUCAAAUACAAACAGUCAAAUGUAAAAAUAACGCCAACAGCACUACUACUGAUAAAGAUCUUCAGUUUUAUAAUAAUAAUAAUGAUAAUAAUAAUAAUAAGAUAUCAGAUUUAAAUUUUACCGAAAAUAAUCUGGAUAAAAUAGAACACAGUAAUCUAAAUGAUUGUAUUACCCCACUGACAAUUGAUAUUGAAAAGUUAUCUACGGGGAGUAGUACAAAUUUAGCUAGUCAGAUGAAAUCUACACUAUCCCAAUGUAAUAAUAAUAAUAAUAGUAUUGACGAAAAUAAUGAUACUAGUAAUGGGAUAAGUAUUACUAAUAGUAAUAAUAAUAGUAGUCAGCCGACUCAACAACUGUUCGGCUCAUUUCAAGAAAAUGAAACACAAUACAUGAAUUUUCAAAGUUUACAGACAUCCAUCAUUGGAAGUGGUAUUUGCGGGAAUUUAGUCGGACAAAAUAAUGACAGUACACCGCCUCUACAACAACAGCAACAACAUUAUCCCCAUCAUCUCAGUCAGCAUUCACAACAACACCCGCUACGACAACAAUCCCAACAAAGAAUAACAAGUAGUGAAAAUCUACGUAAAACUGUCUCCGAACCAAGUUUAAAAAUGCGUAGCGGCUCUGGCGGGGUACAAAAGUAUCGUUAUAAACCAGAUCGUAGACAUUUCGGUGCAAAUUCAGCAACAGCUGCUGUCGCUGCUGCAGCAAUGGUUGCCUCUAAUGAUCCGUUGUCUGUCGUCGGCUUUUGGCCACAGUUGACAUCGGCAUUUCAACAUGCGAAUUUCAGCAUGCAAAAGGCAAUUGGCGGUGGUAAAAAAUCCUCGUCGUCGUCAUUAUUGUUAUUACAACAACAGAAUCAAUAUCAACAACAGCAACAGCAACAACAACAACAGCCGUCACAGUCACAGUCUCAUGCACAAGGUCAACUUCAACAGCAACAACGCCAACAUCAACGACAAGAUACUAGUAGUAAUCCAUGUUUAACUCAGACAAACGAUGAUUUAAAUCUGCCGGAAUCUGAAGCAAAGUGUAUGACUCAACCUUUAUUACCAUUGUCAAAAACACUACAAGAUAUUAUUCUGGCUGAAUUUCUUAAAUCAAAUCAAUUAAGCGGUCAUACUAAUUCUACUUCUACUACGACUUCUAAUACUACUGCUAAUAAUAAUCAGGAAUUAUUAGAAACGAUCAAUUCUUUUUGUCCUAACCCACAGGGAAUUGAAUCGAUUAAUUCACUGAAUGAUAUCCCCAUGAAUCCGUGUAUAUUCAAUUCAACAGUUAGUGGAUUUUGUGCAAGUCUACCGAAUUUAACAGCACAAUUUCAACGACCUAAUCAAAAGAGCACUAAUACUCAUAAUAAUAAUCCAAAUAUGAAUAAUACAACGACACCAACGACCCUACCAACAAAUAAAUCGACGCCUACAACUCAAAAUGUCACUGCAUCCAGUUUCGAUUCGAAUGAUUUGAGUCAGUUAGAUACAAAUAUGUCAGAUGUCAAUACUUCAACGGAUAUUCAAGAAGAAUCGACUGGGGAAUUAAAUUAUAGCACACAAAUGCAUACAGGAACAACAACGACAACAAAUACGAAUAAUAACAACAAUAAUAAUAUUAAUAAUAAAUUGUUUCAUUUAUUCCCAUAUCGUAGACAUCAAUCACUUGGAUUAAUUAGUCGAACAAGAUCUGCUCCGUUGAGUUUAGCUACCGGCUAUUCGACAAAUCGACAUUAUCAUCAGUUACACAGUUUCACCGGGGUGCAUAAUUCAAUGAAUUCAUCAACAUCUGUUACAUCAGCAGCGAAUAUUUUAGCUAUGGAAGCGGCAGCAGCCUCGAAUUUCGCCAGUCAACAAACAUCGAACACAUCAAAUCAAUUAAUUACAGAUCAAGAUGUGACAGAGUUGAAUAAAAAUAUUCAAUCAGAUGGGGAAGUAUCGUCAAGGAGUAAAGUUGUUCUACAGUUACGUAAAAAAAUAUUAGAAAGAUCAGAGUUUUUAACAUCAGAUCGUUCAGGUGUAAGCAGUUUAGAUUCAACUUCAUCUUUAUCUAGAACGUUGAAUCAAUCGAAUGGUCGUGGCAACCCCUUACUAGAAAGAACUGCAUCUAGUCCUGUCGUGAAUAUGGCGCCAACUUUAAGACCUGAAACUGUACCUGAGGCAACAUUCACAACAGUUUUAGCCUAUGAUUUAGGCAUGCUUGCACAUCAUUGUACCUGUCAGACAGAUGCAAAUCAUCCAGAGAAUCCACAACGGCUGAUUUCUAUUUGGCAAAGACUUCAACAAACUGGUUUAGCUGCUCAAUGUCAUCAUCAACCAGGAAGGCGAGCAUCCCUAAUUGAAUUACAACUUGUCCACCGUGAUGUUUACACAGUCCUCUUCGGAAGUAAUCCAGCCAGUAGAUGUCGAAUUGAUCCAACACUUUUAGCUACUGUACGUUUGUGUAGAUUAGCUUGUGGUGGUGUCGGUGUCGAUUCUGAUACUGCUUGGCAUACAGCUGGCCAUACAGCGCAUGCAGCUAGACUAGCAGCUGGAUGUGUCGUGGAUUUAGCCUGUCGUGUUAUGUUAGGUCAAUGUCCUAAUGGUUUCGCUUUAGUACGACCGCCAGGACAUCAUGCAGAACCUGGUCAAGCUAUGGGUUUUUGUUAUUUCAACUCAAUAGCAAUAGCAACUAAAAGAGUUCAAUUUCUUGGGUCAACAACACUUAGUAAUGAACAAAACUCUGUUAUAUCUUCAUUAACAAAUACACUGUUCGAUCAAUCAGCUUUUCUCCCAUACACAAUAGAACCAACAUUGAAACCAAGAAUUCUUAUUGUCGAUUGGGAUAUUCAUCAUGGAAAUGGGACACAAACAGUCUUCUAUACUGAUCCAACUGUCUUGUAUAUAUCAUUGCAUAGACAUGAUGAAGGCGGAUUUUUUCCUGGUACUGGAUCACCUGAAGAAAUUGGUGCUGGUCCUGGUGAAGGAUUUACAAUCAAUAUUGCUUGGCCAUCAGGUAUAGUGAUGUCUGAUGCUGAAUAUCUAGCUGCAUUUCGUUUAAUUGUUCUACCCGUCGCCUAUGAAUUUCAACCAAGUCUUGUCCUGGUCUCAGCUGGAUUUGAUGCAGCUCCGGGGCAUUCAGCUAAUCUUGGCGGUUAUUCUGUUAGUCCAGCAGCUUUCGGUUGGAUGACACGAUUGUUAUCUGUUGAUCGAAUAGCUAAUUCUAAAGUCGUUCUAUCUUUAGAAGGUGGUUAUGAUUUGAAUAGUCUUUGUGAUUGUACAGAAGCUUGUGUUAGAGCACUUCUCCAGUCAGCUGCAGAAAUCAAUGAGAAAAAUUCUGUACCAAUCAGUGUUCCUGAUUUACUUCCAUUGAAACAGACAGAAAUGGAUCGUGUACCACAUCCUGCAGCUAUACAAACUUUACUAAGAGUAGCACAAUUGCAUUCUUCUUACUGGAAUUGUUUCUCUAAAGAAAUCACCACUGAAUAUGCAUCGUUACCAGCGAGUAGAUGGUUACCGACAGUAUUUGAAAAUUCAUCUAAACCAUCAACGACAGAUCAUACUUCUUUAGAGUCAGACAAUAUUUCUGCUGCAAUGAAUAUCAAUCGAAAUUUCUUUAAAUCUUUAAAUAAAGCAAAUCCCCUAGGCGAAAACUUUAACACAUUUACAUCCACAAAUAAUGCAUCCAUCGAAAAUAGUCGAUUAUUUAAUUUUGCUAUGCGACAAGCUUCUUCUAUGGAUGAAGCAACUGACACUGAAAUGAAACAGAAUUUCACUCGAAGAAGAUCAGCUACUGGUCUUACUCUAUCGAAUAUUGAUUCAAAACAAUUGAUUGAUACGAAUGAAACUAUAACACGGAUAGCAUUAGCUCGAUUGGCUGAGCUACACGUUACACAGAAUCAUGAAUAG
Trichobilharzia szidati is the source of this 4310-nucleotide messenger RNA. The record is from the annotation of a GenBank genome assembly. NCBI's taxonomy places the organism in Eukaryota, Metazoa, Platyhelminthes, Trematoda, Strigeidida, Schistosomatidae.